This is a messenger RNA of Carya illinoinensis, 1229 nucleotides long. Its product is annotated as NAC domain-containing protein 21/22. Gene Ontology annotation, molecular function: DNA binding. The transcript has 3 exons. Gene Ontology annotation, biological process: regulation of DNA-templated transcription. The coding region runs from base 118 to 1023 and encodes 301 amino acids. The record is from RefSeq and is a predicted model, not a curated record. Lineage: Eukaryota; Viridiplantae; Streptophyta; Magnoliopsida; Fagales; Juglandaceae.
AACUGCCUUGAAUUAUUUAAAGAGCUCAAAGCUAAUAAACUUUCCAACUAUUGAACAGAGCUCUCCUCCCUCUCUCUCUCUCUCUCUCUCUCUAUCUGAGAAAGAAGAACUUUUCUCAUGAGCAACAUAAGCAUGGUAGAGGCAAAGUUGCCUCCGGGAUUUAGGUUUCAUCCAAGAGAUGAAGAACUCGUAUGCGAUUACUUGAUGGGGAAGGCCACCUCGCACUCUGGCUCUCCUCUUCUUAUUGAAGUUGACCUUAACAAGUGCGAACCCUGGGAUAUCCCAGAAACAGCUUGUGUGGGAGGCAAAGAAUGGUACUUCUACACUCAGCGUGACCGAAAAUAUGCAACCGGACUUAGAACAAACCGUGCAACCGCCUCCGGCUACUGGAAGGCGACAGGGAAGGACAGGCCUAUCUUUCGCAAAGGUUCCCUUGUUGGUAUGAGAAAAACAUUGGUUUUCUACCAAGGCAGAGCCCCCAAAGGCAAGAAAACUGAUUGGGUUAUGCAUGAAUUCCGGAUUGAAGGACUCCAUGCUCCUCCUCAUAUUUCUUCUCUCAAGGAGGAUUGGGUUCUUUGUAAGGUGUUCUGUAAAAAUAGAGAAGCUGCUGCCAAACCUAGCAUGGGAAGCUGCUAUGAUGACACAGGCUCUUCAUCUCUCCCGGCUUUAAUGGACCCUUACAUCACUUUUGACCAAACUCACCCUUUUGUUGAUGGGUAUCAGCAAGUGCCCUGCUUCUCCAUUUUCAACCAAAACCAGGCCAACCAAAAUUUCACACAUAUCACCAACAUUGAACCAAACGUACCUACCAAGAGUGAAACUACGUCCAAGGGAAUAUCAAGUUUUGGUACUUGUUUUGAUCCUUUAUCCUGCGAAAAAAAGGUACUAAAAGCUGUCCUGAAUCGACUGAGCAAUACGGAUAGCUGCAAUCUUACUAUCAAAGAAUCGCCAAGCUUUGGAGAAGGAAGUUCGGAGAGCUACUUAUCUGAAGUGGGUAUGCCCAACAUUUGGAACUAUUACUGAUUUUUGGCUUUAAAUGUGGACUCAUUUCCCUCAACUAGCCAAACAAACAGUUGUGUAAAGAGAUGUAGUGAUUAAUAUAUGUAAGUUCUCCAUUGUUAGGAACAUGCAUCUAUAUUCUAAGUCUUUGGAGGCUCCUCCGAAAGGACAUGUAUUUGACUUCUUAAUUGUAAGUUUCUAAUUUAUUGGAUUAAAUGUACAUUGUGAAA